UGUAAGCUGACUAUAGGCUGGCAGAUUUGUGUCAAUCUAAAAAGCAUUCAAUAGCGAGGCAAUGGGAAUUCUCUCAUAGACUUAUAUUCGAAAGGCAGGCCAAAUUAUAUGAAUAGAAAUUCCAAGUAGCCAAAAUGGUUACCUCCAAGAAUAUCUCUCAAGUCAAGAUAGCCCUAGGUGGGUCCUUCUUCGAUGUGCUAUGGCCGUUGAUCCUGGACGAGGAUCUCUGUCGCAUUGAGAGCCAGACUGAUGAUAACUUUGUGCCAAAGGAACCGUUUAAUAAGCUUGAGUGGCAUACCUACUUGGCCCAAGUGGGUUAUCCCCUCUACAUACCGCCGUUGGAGUUGCGCUGUUGCGAGGGUGCUCGACGGGCGGAGGCCGAGGAGGAGGAGGCGGAGAAGGCCAUCAAUAAGGAGGUGGAGGAGCGAAAGGGGCCGGCUCAGGGUGAUUUUCUACGUCGUGGUUCUCAGGCCAUAGAAUCCAUUGAUAAGAAGGUGAUUCACUUGAGAAUGGAGCAGGAACGCCGCCAGAGGCUGGCCUAUGCCUUUGCCAAUCGUUGUUAUCCUUGGACCAUGCAGACACCCAGUCACGAGCUGGGCUUCCACCUCACCGAAGAGCUGCAGAAGUGCUUUAAGGUACCCAAGGAGCUGGAAAUGUUGAAAGCCAUUCAUGACCACGAAUGCAAGCUAAUGAUUCUCGAUCUGGGCACUGAUGUGGACAUCGAGGACUGUCAACGCUGGAUCAAGUUCCGACCUUAUAUUCAGUUAUUAGCUAUAGUUCGCACACCGCGAAUGCAACGCUCUUUGCAUCUGCUCAAUGUCUUCCACACUCUUCUUGUGGAAGAGUCAGCUGAUAAUUCGUGGGAUGCUGAGUUGCAGUGCUCCGUUCAAGCUGGCUUUUUGCACGCCCAGAAAAUUCAGCUCCUUAAGACCUGCGGUGAGCCAUUUGUCUUUGUGUUUAGCCGGUUCCGCGGCAUCUGCACCUGCGAUACUUAUAAGAUAAUCCGUCGCAUCUAGAGUGAGAUUUUUCAAGUGUUGGAUACUUAGAGCAAGGAAAAUAUCUUUGAAAUUUUAAAAAUUACUACUUCAAAUAGAAGUUUCUUAAAUAAUUUAUUUAUCAUUUGAAAAAAAAAAAUUGUAAAUUAUGAAAAAAAUCAUAAGUUGAUGCAAAUGUGUAAAAAUAUCUAAAAUUCUAAUAAAAUCCUAAGGCACUUAAGUAUGUUAACAAAAUUAUAAGAAAAACUUUGUUCCAAAUGCUAUGCUAACGAAAUUUAAAAUCAUUUUUAUAAGAAAUAAACCAACAUUUCCUGUUCAACAUUGUGCCACAAGUUUUAACCUAGUUUAGCCCUCAUACUCAAGUUCCCUUCCAUGA
Drosophila eugracilis is the source of this 1371-nucleotide messenger RNA. RefSeq lists its product as uncharacterized. The record is from RefSeq and is a predicted model, not a curated record. Lineage: Eukaryota; Metazoa; Arthropoda; Insecta; Diptera; Drosophilidae. The transcript has a single exon. The coding region runs from base 135 to 1016 and encodes 293 amino acids.